AUGGGGGACUCUCUGAGCCCUGAAGAGAAGCUAAACCUUAUCACCCGGAACCUGCAGGAGGUUCUCGGGGAAGAGAAGCUGAAGGAGAUACUGAAGGAGCGGGAACUUAAAGUUUACUGGGGGACAGCAACUACAGGCAGGCCCCAUGUGGCUUACUUUGUGCCCAUGUCGAAGAUCGCAGACUUCCUGAAAGCAGGAUGUGAGGUAACAAUUCUGUUUGCAGACCUGCAUGCAUACCUGGAUAACAUGAAGGCUCCGUGGGAACUUCUAGAACUUCGAACCAGCUAUUAUGAGAAUGUGAUCAAGGCAAUGCUGGAGAGCAUUGGGGUGCCCUUGGAGAAGCUCAAGUUCAUCAAAGGCACUGAUUACCAGCUCAGCAAAGAGUACACGCUGGAUGUCUACCGCCUUUCUUCUGUGGUCACACAGCAUGAUGCCAAAAAAGCUGGAGCUGAGGUGGUAAAGCAGGUGGAGCACCCUCUGCUGAGUGGCCUGCUGUACCCGGGGCUGCAGGCCUUGGAUGAAGAGUAUUUGAAAGUGGAUGCCCAGUUUGGAGGUGUUGAUCAGAGAAAGAUUUUCACCUUUGCAGAGAAGUACCUCCCUGCACUUGGUUACUCAAAACGAGUCCAUCUGAUGAAUCCUAUGGUUCCAGGUUUAACUGGCAGCAAAAUGAGCUCUUCAGAAGAGGAGUCCAAGAUUGAUCUGCUUGAUCGGAAAGAGGAUGUAAAGAAAAAACUGAAGAAGGCCUUCUGUGAGCCAGGGAAUGUGGAGAACAACGGUGUUCUGGCCUUCAUCAGACAUGUUCUCUUUCCCCUCAAGUCUGAGUUUGUGAUCCUUCGAGAUGAAAAAUGGGGUGGAAACAAAACCUACACAGCUUACUUGGACCUGGAAAAGGACUUUGCUGAUGAGGUCGUACACCCUGGAGACCUAAAGAAUUCUGUUGAAGUUGCCCUGAACAAGUUGCUGGAUCCCAUCCGGGAGAAGUUUAAUACCCCUGCUUUGAAGAAACUGUCCAGCGCUGCUUACCCAGAUCCCUCAAAGCAGAAGCCAGCUGUCAAAGGCCCUGCCAAGAAUUCGGAACCAGAGGAGGUCAUCCCAUCCCGGCUGGAUAUCCGUGUGGGGAAAGUCAUUAGUGUGGACAAGCACCCAGAUGCAGACAGCCUGUAUGUGGAGAAGAUUGAUGUGGGGGAAGCUGAGCCACGGACUGUGGUGAGCGGCCUGGUGCAGUUUGUGCCCAAGGAGGAACUACAGGACAGGCUGGUGGUGGUGCUGUGCAAUCUGAAACCCCAGAAGAUGAGAGGAGUCGAGUCCCAAGGCAUGCUCCUGUGUGCUUCUAUAGAAGGGGUAAACCGCAAGGUUGAGCCUCUAGACCCUCCUGCAGGCUCUGCUCCUGGUGAGCGAGUGUUUGUGAAGGGCUAUGAGAAGGGCCAACCGGAUGAAGAGCUGAAGCCCAAGAAGAAAGUCUUUGAGAAAUUGCAGGCUGACUUUAAAAUUUCUGACGAGUGCAUUGCACAGUGGAAGCAAACCAACUUCAUGACCAAGCUGGGGUCCGUCUCCUGUAAAUCGCUGAAAGGGGGGAACAUCAGCUAG
Molecule: messenger RNA, 1587 nt
Organism: Rangifer tarandus platyrhynchus (Svalbard reindeer)
Lineage: Eukaryota; Metazoa; Chordata; Mammalia; Artiodactyla; Cervidae
Source: the annotation of a GenBank genome assembly